Dinoponera quadriceps is the source of this 5730-nucleotide messenger RNA. RefSeq lists its product as uncharacterized. The transcript has 4 exons. The record is from RefSeq and is a predicted model, not a curated record. Gene Ontology annotation, molecular function: structural constituent of chitin-based larval cuticle. NCBI's taxonomy places the organism in Eukaryota, Metazoa, Arthropoda, Insecta, Hymenoptera, Formicidae. Gene Ontology annotation, cellular component: chitin-based extracellular matrix. The coding region runs from base 584 to 1600 and encodes 338 amino acids.
AGCGUAGAUCCGUCGCGCGGAUCUGAAAAUGCUGAGAGACACCGCCGGUUCUCAGUCACGGUAUCGCGUCCUCUCGGUCCGCUUCGACGACAUCGACGUCGGUCGAUGGGAUCGUCGGCGUUACCCUCUUUUACCUCUACCUCCUUCUCCUUCUCCUCUUCCUCCUCCUCCUCUUCGUCUUCUUCUUCUGCUUCAUCCUCCACCUCGGCGAUUCUCUUCUCAUCUCGAUAGACGUCCCGCUCCUCCGCGAAAGUGCAGCCGCCGCCGCUCUUCCUCUUCUCUCGACGAAAUUCGUAAAUUCGCCGCGGCAUCCCGCGAAGAUUGACUCGGCCGAUAUUCAUCUCAGGAUAUAGCCCUGUGCGAGUUCGAGCUUGCCACCGGUAGACCGGCCCCGGGAGAGGAGGUUUCUCUAUGCGAUCGCCGCCGGUGACUGUAAUGCAUGUAAACGAGCGGCUCUCGCUUGGGAAAUAAGGGAACGUUUCGGCGACAACGCCGCCGCAGGACAACGGGAAGAGGGAAACCUGAGGAACGCUCACUGCAAGGUUGUUGCAGCGUUGUGCCUCGCGGCUACCUCGGCGUGACCAUGAUUUUGCGAACCUGUCUCUGCCUCAGCCUCCUCACGGUUUCGGCGCUCUGCCUGACCGCGGACGAGAUCGAGGCGCAGAGGAGCGGCUGGAACCUGAAUCCGAACACGCAGUAUCACAUCCAAACCGACGAGGGCCCGGAGAGAUUUUUCCGCUUUCAAACGGCGAACGGGCAAUACAGAAAGGAGAAGAGGCUGGCCGACGGCACGGUGAUCGGCACUGAGGGCUGGCUGGACCCUCUCGGAUACUUACGACUGAAAGAUUACAUUGCGGACCACGAGGGAUUCCGGAUACUGAGGUCCAAAAUGGUCUACGUGGGUAAGGACCGACCUAUUCAGGACGCGGUCGCGGAAUCGAAGAAAGUGCCGGCGCAGACCGGCGUCUUGGCCAGGCCCAGAAGACCGCCCAAUCCUUUCAGACGACCGGAUCCCAACGACGUCGUGCCGCUGUCCGGCAACGACAUCACUUCCGGCUAUUACAUCCCGACGACCAUUCGACCGCGACCGUUUUCCGGCAACGGUUACUACUCGAACCGACCGGGCUACUCCUCGACCGGCCUGCAAAGCCUGGAGACUCAUCACCGACCGCAGGCCACAUACUACCGCGGACCCGCGGCGCAACCGACUCCGAUCCUCGAGGCACCCUAUGACCCUUCGGUCGCGCGUCCUCCCGUCAGGAGCGGCUACCGAACGCCCGUAUCGCGAAGCGAUUCGGUCGACGCGCCGCCUUACGACGGCACGUACAGCACGGCGAACGGCUUCCAGUACUACCUGAAGAGACAGUACCACGAGGAGGAACGCGAGCCGGACGGCAACAACGUCGGCUCGUUCGGCUACAUCGAUCCCUUCGGCAUCCGCCGGGUGAUCUACUAUCAGACGGACCCGCACACCGGCGGCUUCCUCCACAAGAAGAACAACCGAUACGUCGGCUUCGCCGCGAUACCCUACGACCCGUCGCCGCCCGACUUGUCGCGGAGACGAGGCUCGAGAGCCUCCCCGGCCUCCACGAGUUCGUAACCCCAAUCUUUCGUACACCCGAUGUUCAUCGCUUCGCCAGCACGGUUGUAGCGCCACGUUUUGUCGAACUCGAAGAACUCGUCAUCCGAUAUGUCGACACCAGUUUCGCUUUCACGCUGGACGGCCUCGGUUCGAGACGACGGCUCGACGAUUUCGAUGAUCGAGGCUGCUCGUCCCAUCGAACCCUCGUCCGUCGAUGUUCAACUUGAGUAAUCUCUGCUCGCCGAUUUUCCGCCCGUCAAGGAAAAGAGUGUGGAUGUUGAGAAAAGAGGGAGAGAGGGAAAGAGCGGAGAUCGAUAAUUCAAGUUUCGUGUACGAGGUUCUUCGGCGGGCGGGAAGUCUCGACGACCAGCGUUGCUUAACGAAGUUUCUUGAAGUGCCACGACUGAUUUUCUCUCACGUACGACUCCGUUGUGUCAUCCGCACCCAACGGUCGCCAGUAUUACCCGAGUGUGUUGCCGAGGAAUGGGAAUCGAUCGAAUCAGGUGGUCGCCGAGGCGAGCGUAGAAAGAGAUAUCCCGACGGCGGGAAAAUCAAGGGAGGCUGAGAGAGGACAGCGGCGACGAUCUAUCGUGAUCUCAAAGAGAUCAUGACUUCCCGGCGACUUCCUGAUUCAUCGUCCCCGCCUUUUGUUCCGUUAUUAUCGCGAGGAGAUGAUCGGAUAUCACGAGGACGACAGGUUAGAUGCCAUGUUGCCGACACCGGUGCGUGUACAUAUAUAGUUUUCCAGGGAGGCGCGGUGGGAUUUCCCUGAAGAGGGAAAAGAAAAAGGGAAAAAUCUCUCGCAGAAAUGCGAAUCGGACAAUGCGUGUACGCCGACUUUUCCGUCAGUUGCGUCAGCGAUCUUCGAAGCGUGCGAAUAGACUCCCGGCCGCCGCAUUGUCUCGCGUGUAGCAAGCUUCCUCUAACUAAAAGGUCGGCGUUUCUUCCCGGUGACCCGAGAGGAACGGGAGGAAAGUAUUUGUUCUCGUUUAAGGCUGCAAUUGCGAGCGACGAGAAGGACUCUUCGUGUCGACACGAGUCUUCAGCAGGAUGCAAACUCGGGUGGCAGAACGCGCGAGCUUUCGGUUUUCGCGAAGACAAAAUGUCCGCGCGAUUAAUGUCAUUUCUGCGUUUCUCCAUGGUGUACUCUUCGUUUCCAUUUUGCGUCACCAUCGGCGAAAUCAAUCGGGGACCACGAGAAUCGGAGAUUCUCCCACUUACCGAAUCAAAAUAGAAGACGGUCGGCACUUUGGCGCGAGCGGAUCGGGCUUCGUCAACCCUGCGAUGCGGGAUUCCCUUCUCUCUCUUUACUGCCCAAGUAGAAAUUAAACCAGUUUCCAACCAGUAACCAGUUUUACCGGCCGAAAAUUUACAAGUUUGAGAAAUUUUUGCUUAGGCAAUAACUGGAUAGCAAAAUUAGCCGGUUUCGGAGCAAUUCUUAAUACAAUUUUGGGCAUUUCAAUUGUUUAUUAUUUUGCCUGGUUUCUGGCCAGAAAAUGGCCGAAAAACACUAGCCAGAAUUUUAAGACUUUUUGCCGGAUAAAAACUGUCCAAUAUUAACUUACUAUUUUUUUGGAAGUAGUUUACGGCAAGUAACUGAUUAAGAAAUAAUAGUCGGUAUUUUUUGGAUAAUUUCUGAAGUUACUGUCUAAUCAAUUCAAGCCAGUAAAAAUCGUCCAGUUUCUGUCUAGCAACCAGUUUUUCCCUAACAUUUUUCUACUCGGGUAACGACACUCCACCGCCGCCGGAGCAUCUCGUGCGAACGCCUUGCGGAUUGUGAAAAUCAUGUUGCGAAGUGGACCGGAACUUUCUAUUCGAAUUUAUCGCAUCUCGAGAUCUUCCCGUUGCCGGUUUUUACGCCGAAAGACAGCGGCGACGUACAGCGAAUAUGCACCUCACACGUCGUCGUCGUCUCGUCGUCGUGCAUCGCGGGUUGACUCAGCGUAACUCGCAGAUCCGGAGAGAACCUAAUUUCAGCUUUCUACCGCCGAAUUCCGCUGACGCUAAUGUUAUAGCUGCCUCCUAGUUUCGCGCGUCCGUACGCUUUUCGCCGUGCUAAUUUUCUCGCGGUCCGGACGGUAUCCGCUCGUGCCGAACGACGACUGGGGGCCCGCGUAGCGUUAGUUAAUCUUUAAGCUAAAACUUCGUUAUACAAACCGCGACAAUGGUGCUGGCUGUUAAGUAAAAGCGGAUACGCCGCGCGCGCGCUUUCCGUUCUUUUAUGGCGAUGAGAACCGUGCCGUUCCGCUCGGCGCGCGUAGUCAAUUGCGAUUUUCGGAUUAAGGCUCGUCCCCUCCCCCCUCCGCCCGUUGUGAACGACAUUACUUUUUACCGUCGUGUCCGCGUAAAAGCCGGGAAAAUGCGGGGCUACGUAGUACGUCGUUUUACGCUUAACUUAUUGCGCGCGUAUGACAAACGCGAGCGACGCUGCGCGUGAUCGUCCGCGCGUCGAGCGUCAAUCAUGUGAUGUGUCUAAGAUAGUUUUCACGCCCGAGCGUCGAGCAAUAAUAAAAAUAUCUGUGUAAUUUUCCUUUGAGAAUUGUUCCUUUGAGAUUCUUCAAACUGCGCGUAUGGAAGAAAGAAAGACUUGAAUUCACGCGAGACUCGAAGCCAGCGAGGGUUGUGCAAUUUUUCAAGAUUUUGUUUGAUAUAAAGUUAUCGAGCAACACGUCGCUAAAUAAAAAAAAAUUAGUAUCGAAAUUCAAGAUUUAUAUUCUCAUAUAUUCUUGUAUAUUAGCAAAAAUAUAUAAUUCCGGGAAACAUUAAGACGUCUUAACACGUCGUAAGGAAACUUUUUCUGACAAUGAGACUUUGAGACACUUCUUAGCUCUUGUGUGUGUUGCGUGGAAUUUUAUAUGAAGAUAAAACUUUUGUUCUUGCAUGAAGAAAUUUUACAUGUUCCGUCACGAAUGUACAUAUUCAUGUUAUUUAAGAAUAAUUUUUAUGAAUCGAGAGAAAAAUUAUAUCUUCAAGCUAAGAAUUAUAUUAGUUUGAAGAUAUCGUUUUUUGUAUCCAAUAUUCUUUCUCACAAUUUGUGCAAAUUAUUCUUGAACGACAAGAAUAAUAAUAUUUUCAAAUUGCAUUUCUUUAUGUAGAAAAAUUUUAUCUCUAUAUAAGAUUAUAUAUUUUUGCUCUUAUACAUGAAAAUAUGAGUCUUGAAUUGAUAUUAAUUUUUUGCCAGAAGCACUUGCACAUAUCUAUGUCAGAUCAACUCUAAGUGUUGACGUGGGUCUGAAAUGUUCAAUAUUUUUAGUGACGUCCGGCUCGUUUCCGCAGUAUGUAAUUUCUGUAUAUAUUCCACUUAGCGGAUGGAGAAAAUUAAUCAGAUUGCUGUGUUAACGGAUCAUGUCGGACAGGCUACAAAACGGAAGCAAAAUGAACUAAACUGGUUCUCUUUCUCAGCAAAAUGCCGAACAGCUUCCUGCUGUGAUAUGCGCAAAAUGAAAAUCCUAGACUCCAGGAUAUCGAAGGAUUCUAUUCGGUAUUACACUAAUUCUGCCAUUCUCUCGAUAUCUUUGCCUCCCCAGCGAGAAAAGAACAUAAGAAAUGAACAUCAAGUUGACUUCGAUUCGACGUAAUUUCGAUUGUUUCGACUUUGGUUUGACGUCGGUAGUUCAUUUCUUCGGUAGUUUGUUUUCUCAUCGGGUCUUCAUGUCGAUCAGUAAUAUGACAUCGUCCUUAAGAAUUGGCCCGAAAUUUAUUUCAAGGAUUUAUUCUUGUCUUCACAGGUUUAUGCGCGUCUCGUCAUUAUCUCGGAACAAUCGUUUUACAUGAUUAUUUUGUCAAGACACUCUUUACUCGCAGUCCGCAUUUGAUCGCGAGGAAGGUGUUCCGCGAGGUCGUGCGGCGCAACCACAGAGCACUUUCUCUCUCUCUCUCUCUCUCUCUCGCAUCACAUAUAAUUGUAACGGCAGCGCGUCGCAGUGCAUCCAAGAGAGCAUCGGCAGCCGUUUAUCCGAUUAUCAUACUCCCCAUUUAAAGUUUCGCCGGCCUUGACGCGCUACCUCGUGAAAAGUUUCACCGGCCUCGGGGCACGCCGACUCUUUCUCUCCUUUCUGAGCACGAAGAUUGACGCCCUUUAUAGAUUUGUGCGUGUGUAUAUAUGUAUACAUGAAACUAACAGUAAAUAAAGAUGCUUCGCUCCGUCA